GUAUGAUAGCACGUGUUGUGGCUGUUCAGUCCGCGUUUUGUUACCCUAAUUUUUUGUAUUUAUUAGGUAAAAUUUAAAUAGUGGAAAAUAAAACUUAAGUAAAUAUGGCUAUGUUAGCGGAACCCCGUCGGCGCAAGCGGUACAAUUUGUGUCCACGCGGCAAGGCAUUGUAUGAAGAUGAAAACCGAUUUGGCACCAAAAUGCUGGAGAAGAUGGGCUGGACAAAAGGCAAUGGCUUGGGCGCCAAGCAGGAUGGCGAAAAGGAUUUUGUUCGCAUUCGCUUCAAAAACGACGCUGAAGGAUUGGGUUUCGAAGCGAGGGAUGACCAGUGGACCACUCACGAAGAGGGUUUCAAUGGACUAUUAAAGUCACUGAAUGGCGAAGAUAAUGAGGCUAAUGGAAAGGAAUCUGACCCCGAAGAGGAAAAUAGACCCAUGGGUUUUGGUUUUAAAGUCGAUCAACCGGAGGAACCGUCCAAGAAAAAACUCAAGGAGAACAUUAGUGGUAUGUCACUGGAGGAGAAGUCUAAGCAAAGUAGGGCUCGAGUUCACUACAAAAAGUUCACACGUGGCAAGGACCUUUCUCAAUACAGUGAAAAAGAUUUGGCCAAUAUAUUUGGUAAAAAAGCCACAGACGUUGUCGAUGUCCCGGAGCAACUAGAGGUGGAGCAGCCCAAGGAAGAAAAAUUGGUGGAUGACAAUUUCGCUGGCGUGCAAACUGUAGCCACUGGCCUUUCGGUCAGCGAUUAUUUCAAGCAGAAAAUGGAAGCCAUGAAAAACAGGCUGAAGAAAGGAGUGCAGAGCACUCCAACGAUGAAUGAUAAUUCUGAAGAACAGGCUAAUGGCCAUGAUGAAAAGCUCGCUGAGAUCUUAGCGGAAAAUGAUCUAGAGCCCAGCAAAAAAAAGAAGAAAAAGAAGGAUAAGGAAAGGACUGUCGAGCCAACAGUUGCACAGGACGAAAUCGGGCAAUCUGCCCCCAAACUAAAGAAAAAGAAAUCCAAACGCUCAUCUCAAGAUGACACUGAACCCACGGAGGUAAUCUGCGUUGAGGAAAAACUAAUUACAAGCGAAGAGUCCAAUCCACAGAAACGAAAGAAAAAAAAGGACAAAAAGGAAGAAACGGCAGAAGAUACAAGUGAAAUCAUUGAACUUUCUGUAGAGCCUACUCUAAAAAAGAAAAAAUCUAAUAAGAAGGAGGAGGUUGCAGAUGUGAUAGAAAUUAUUGAACAAAUAGUAAAACCAGCCCAAAAGAAAAAAUCCAAUAAAAGCAAAGGAACUCAGGAUUUCGUGGAAUCCGUCGAGAAAAAUGAAAAACCAGCCACAAAAAAGAAGUCCAACAAACUGCAUGAAACUACAGAAGACCCACUAGAAUCAAUAGAGAAUCCUGAGGAACCAGUCCCGAAAAAGAAAAAAAAGUCUAAGAAACCCGAGUUGGCGGAUUCGGAAGUAAUCAUAAUUAAUGAUGACUUAUCGGAAACCAUGUAUGAAAAUGUUAGUAAAAAGAAAGGUACAAAAUGUAAAGAUGGCAACCAAACUCAUGUAGGAAAUGAUCUUGAAAUCGCAGACGAAACUAGCACAAAAAAGAAAAAGAAGUCAAAGGAACCGAAAAGGCCAGAAACCGAGGAAGUAGAGUCAAAGGAAAUACCGCCCCCCGCAUCUGAUAUUCAAAAAACAUCAAAGAAGAAAAAUAAACUCAAUAAGACCGCAAACGCUGUACUGGAGAGUUCUGCACUUGCUACCCCCGUAAGUGCCGUUAAUAAUAUCUCUGGGGAUAAGUGCAAUCAAUCAGCUGAUGAAGAUUUGCCUGUAACUCUCUUAUCGCUGGAAGAGAUACAUAAAAAACUAAAUAUUAAUAAUAUUUCUGGGGAUAAAGGCGAUCAAUCAGCUGAUGAAGAUCUGCCUAUAAACCUCUUAUCGCUGGAAGAGAUACAUACAAAACUCAAAACACUUAAUACUUUUGAAAUUUCUCAAUUUUGUGCAGAAAAAUUUCAAAUGUUCGACAUGAGUCAGUUUACCAAGUCGACACUGUCCGAGAUUGUGGGCUAUGGGACGAGUGAGAACGUGGAGCUGAAAGUGGUGGCAAAUAAAACCGAUGAACGGCGCAUACUAGACCUUUGGAGUAAUAAAUCGAUUGAAACAUCUAAGAAUUGGAAGCAUCCACGUUAUCCGAAUAAGGUGAGGCCUGUGACGAUUCGAGCGGUAAAGAAAAGAGUCGCUUUUAAUGGAAUUUAGCUCAAGCAAACGAAAUAUAAUUCAACGUGAUUCUUAUUUUUGUUCGUUUUGUACAUAAACAACUUAAGUAGGUAGUUUGUAAGCUUCAUGGUUUACAUUUUAAUGUAUAACAACAUAAUUAAUUAAACUGAACUAUACAUUUCAA
This is a messenger RNA of Drosophila eugracilis, 2376 nucleotides long. Its product is annotated as PIN2/TERF1-interacting telomerase inhibitor 1. Lineage: Eukaryota; Metazoa; Arthropoda; Insecta; Diptera; Drosophilidae. Gene Ontology annotation, biological process: regulation of ribosome biogenesis. Gene Ontology annotation, molecular function: nucleic acid binding; telomerase inhibitor activity. The record is from RefSeq and is a predicted model, not a curated record. Gene Ontology annotation, cellular component: nucleolus. The transcript is spliced from 2 exons. The coding region runs from base 105 to 2231 and encodes 708 amino acids.